GGAUGGGCUAGCCGUCGGAUAAUGAAACGUAGCUAUAAAACGGUUAAUUUCAGUCUGCUGUUCGCACUCGACUCGACACCUUGUGAAGACCGGUGAAGACAAGCAAGAUGGUCCGACUGGUCGCCUUUGGAUUGUUGGCACUGGCUGUUGCACAGGCCGCGGUUGUGCCUCAAAAUGAACCGGAAGAAGUUGACGAAUCAUGGUUCCCCAGAGAGGGUGAAGACCCGGUGAUGAUGGCGGGGAAAUUUGAAGGAGAUAUGGUCAUCGACGAAAACUCCCUUCUCGACAAGAUUCUCCCACGUAAUGCCAUGAAGAGUACCUACAAACUAUGGCCAAAUGGUGUCGUCUACUACACCUUAGACGAAUCUUAUCCUUCUUACAUCGUUUCGGUGAUAGAAUCUGCAUUCAGAGAGAUGGAAGAUAAAACCAAAGUGAAUGGCAAAUAUUGCGUUCGCUUCCUUAAACGUACUUCCGAAAAUGACUACAUACGCAUUAGGCCAAUUUCAGGAUGCUACUCCUUAGUCGGAAGGAAGGGUGGCUACCAAGACCUCUCCAUUGCGCGUGGGUGCACGCAAAAAGGAACCAUCAUGCAUGAGCUGAAGCACGCGCUUGGCUUUUACCACGAGCAAAGUCGUAAUGACAGAGAUAACUACAUCACUGUAGACUAUUCUAACGUUCAAUCUGGCAAGGCCUCCCAGUUCCAAAAAAUGUCUCUGAACAACAUCCAGCAGUUUACCCCCUACGAUUACGGCUCCCUCAUGCACUACGGCCGCUACUCCUUCGCUGCGGACAGGAGCAAACCAACCAUCAUCCCGAAGAAGGCCGGGGUGACGAUUGGCCAGAGAAUCAGACUGAGCGACUAUGACAUUCAGGAAAUCCGAACGCUGUACUCAUGUGGCGGUACCAGUACCUCAACCGGUGGUUCCGUAACCCAGCCUCCAGUCGUGACCAACCAACCUACCACUGGUAGUGUAUCUGGGCUCCCUAAGGGCACCUGCACUUUUGAGUCUGGAUUAUGUGGCUGGACACAGGACACCUACGACAGCCAUGAUUGGACGAUCCGCUCGGGUUCCACGCCCUCCGGAUCGACUGGACCAACUUCUGCCUAUGGCGGUUCAGGUAAAUACGUCUAUGUGGAGGCUUCUGGAUACAGCAACAAAAUUGCGAGACUUGUCUCACCCAUGCUGACCACCACCGGAGCGACGCCAUUCUGUCUUCGUUUCAACUACCACAUGUACGGCGCCGACAUGGGUCGCUUGACCAUCGGCAGUAAGUUUGGAACCACCUACAGACCCAUUGUGUAUUUCAGUGGGGACAAGGGGACCUCGUGGAGAACCGCCAGGUUCACGAUUAAUACCAGUUCUGCCGGAUCGUUCAGUUUCUACCUGGAAGGCACUGUUGGCACCAACUACAGAAGCGACAUCGCUAUAGAUAACCUGAAUCUUGCAUCCGGCAAAUGUACGUAAAAGUCCCAGUAUCUUAUUUUGGCGAGACAUAUUUCAAAACAGGGUAAUCGGAUUGGUGUCUUUGCUGUCAUUUGUGUACAGAUGCGUUUUGAAAUAAACUAUU
This is a messenger RNA of Lingula anatina, 1569 nucleotides long. RefSeq names its product hatching enzyme 1.2. Lineage: Eukaryota; Metazoa; Brachiopoda; Lingulata; Lingulida; Lingulidae. Gene Ontology annotation, biological process: proteolysis. The record is from RefSeq and is a predicted model, not a curated record. Gene Ontology annotation, cellular component: membrane. Gene Ontology annotation, molecular function: zinc ion binding; metalloendopeptidase activity.